Messenger RNA from Oryza sativa Japonica Group (Japanese rice), 905 nucleotides. Its product is annotated as protein FD. Gene Ontology annotation, biological process: positive regulation of DNA-templated transcription. NCBI's taxonomy places the organism in Eukaryota, Viridiplantae, Streptophyta, Magnoliopsida, Poales, Poaceae. Gene Ontology annotation, molecular function: DNA-binding transcription factor activity. The record is from RefSeq and is a predicted model, not a curated record. Gene Ontology annotation, cellular component: nucleus.
GUUGCGUUGGAGUACCAAAGGAGGAGGAGGAGGAGGAGGAGGAGGAAUAAUCUUAGAGUCUACUAGACUCACACACUAGCUUUAGCUUAGCUAAAAGAAGAAAAAGAAAAGAGAGGCACAAUAAUAGGUUAGGCAUGGCGGAGCAGCUGGGCGGCGUGGGCAGCCCGCAGCUAAGCCUGAGCAGCUGCAGCUCCUUCCUUUCCAUCUCCAGCGCCGGUACCAGCGCCGCCGAUGGUGCUCCCCAUCUAUCCCUCGGCGUGGGCGGCGCCGAGGAGCUGGAUCUGCUGCUGCAGGUGGGCAUAGGCGGUGGCGGUGGCGGCGGCGGCGACGAGGAAGAGGAGGAGCGCAAGACCAUCCGGAUGAUGAAGAACAGGGAGUCGGCGCUGCGCUCCAGGGCAAGGAAGAGGGCGUAUGUGCAGGAGCUGGAGAAGGAAGUUCGCCGGCUGGUGAAUGAGAAUCUCAAGCUCAAGAGGCACUGCAAACAACUUAAGACGGAGAUGGCUGCUCUGAUCCAGCAGCCUACCAACAAGCAGAGUUCCCACCGAAGAAGCUCAUCCACUUGAUCAGAACGCAGCAGCUUAAGCCUUUAAUUAAUUAAGCAUAGGCAAGGUAGCGGGCAGCCAUUGGAUUGGGGACCAUUAUUUAAUUGGGUUGGCUGUCCAGCUCCAGCAAGAGUCUCUAGCAAGUAACAACAACUCACUCUGAUCCGCCGGCUUGGCUUUCCAUGCAUUCCGGUAGUACGUAAGUACUCUAUUUUGUUACUGUGUCGAUCAUCCGCUACACAUGGAUGCAUACAUGCAUGCUUAAUUGUUUGUGUCACCGGCUAACUUUUGCAUACCCUUGUUUGCUUGCUUGCUGCAAGACCCAAAUUAAUAUAAAUUGUAUGAGACUCGGAUUAGCUGCUA